Messenger RNA from Colletotrichum gloeosporioides, 2532 nucleotides. RefSeq names its product Sexual differentiation process protein isp4. The transcript has 4 exons. Gene Ontology annotation, biological process: transmembrane transport. Lineage: Eukaryota; Fungi; Ascomycota; Sordariomycetes; Glomerellales; Glomerellaceae. Gene Ontology annotation, molecular function: oligopeptide transmembrane transporter activity. The coding region runs from base 1 to 2532 and encodes 843 amino acids. The record is from RefSeq and is a predicted model, not a curated record.
AUGCCGUCCUUUUUUCGCAAGCGCGGCGAGCCCGAGGAGAUCACGCCGUACCCCGCCCUGGAAGACGAUGCCGAGGCCACCGGUAUUGAGCCCUUGAAGGCUCUGGCUCAGUUCGAGAAGGCGCACAAGCUCGACCCGAAUAUGCCAAUCGACGAGCUCAACGAUGUCGACACAGCACUCGCCACGGGGAACGCCGAGAAGGGACUCGAGAUCGAGCAGGCUCUUAUGGAGGACAACUCGCCCUAUCCCGAGGUACGUGAGAAGGAGGUCUCUGCGCGCAGAACAUGGGACGAAAAAGCGCAGAAGGAGGCCAGGGCGAUGGUAAGAAAUUAUGAUGUCGAUUUGCCUGCCAACACGAUCCGCGCCUGGGUCAUUGGCUUGUUGCUCUGCACUGUCGGCUCCGGUGUCAACAUGCUGUUUUCGCUUCGAAACCCCAGCGUCACAAUCACGACAUACGUCGUCCAGCUUAUUGCGUACCCCAUCGGCAAGGGCUGGGAUUUGGUUAUGCCUGAUAAGGAACAAAAUGUCUUCGGUAUCAAGUUCAACCUCAGGCCCGGAAAAUUCAACUACAAGGAGCACGUUAUCAUUGUUGCUAUGUCUAAUCCAAGCUCUGAGAUCUCAGGCGCCAAGGAGAUGCAACGGCUGUACACAUUUCAUGACAGUGCUAAUACGAUCGCACAGGCUGCGUAUGGAGGCGGUGUCUUGUACGCGACCGAUGUCCUGCUUGCCCAGCAACUCUUCUACAAGCAGCACUUCGGUUGGGCAUUCCAGCUGCUUUUCGGCGUCACCACACUCUGCACUGGUUAUGGCCUCGCUGGCUUGGCCCGACGUUUCCUUGUUUGGCCUGCGGCCAUGAUUUGGCCCUCAAACUUGGUCAAUUGCGCGCUGUUCUACACGCUUCACGAUCACUCUGGAUCCGACCCCUCUAAGACAAACGGUUGGAAGAUCGGCCGCUACCGCUGGUUCCUUAUCGUCGGUAGCGGUGCUUUCAUCUGGUACUGGUUCCCCGGUUGGAUCUUCCAGGGUCUCUCGUAUUUUACGUGGAUUUGCUGGAUUGCGCCCGAGAAUGUGAUCGUCAACAAGGUCUUUGGUGGUUUGUCGGGCUAUGGUCUGAUGCCCAUCUCCUUCGAUUGGACGGUCAUCUCAGGCUACUUGACCUCGCCUCUGAUUCCGCCAUUCCACGCCAUUGCCAACGUCAUUGCCGGUAUCAUCAUCUUUUUCGUCAUCAUCUCCUCCGGCAUCCACUUCUCCGGCACAUGGUACGCCGACUACUUCCCGGUCCAGAGCUCCGAGUCGUUCGAUAACACGGGCGCCGUCUACAAUGUGUCUCGCAUUCUCGACGCCAACUUCCAGUUCAAUGAGACUGCAUACAACGCUUACUCGCCGCUCUACCUGCCUACCCAAUUCGCUCUCGCGUACGCCUUGUCCUUCGCUGCCGUAGCUGCAGUCGUCGUUCACGUUGUGCUUUACCACGGCACAGAGAUCUGGAGUCAGUUCAAGUUGGCCCGUCACCAGGAGGAUGAUGUACACAUGCGCUUGAUGAAGAAGUACCGCGAUGCUGAAGACUGGUGGUACCUUGCUCUCUUCGUUGUCAUGGUCGCCAUGUCGUUCGGCGUCGUUGCGGGCUGGCCCACAGGCUUCCCUGCUUGGGCAUACGUCGUCUGCAUUCUGAUUCCCGUUUUCUGGCUUAUCCCCAUCGGCAUCGUGCAGGCCAUCACGAACAUCCAGCUAGGUCUCAACGUUCUGACUGAAUUCAUCAUUGGUUACAUGGUGCCCGGCCGACCUCUCGCCAUGAUGAUGUUCAAGAACUACGGAUACAUCUGCAUGUCGCAGGCGCUCUACUUUGCGCAGGAUCUCAAGCUCGGCCACUACAUGAAGGUUCCUCCUCGCACCAUGUUUGCAUCCCAGCUUAUCGCCUCGCUGUGGUCUGCUGUGGUCCAGAUUGCUGUGAUGAACUGGGCCCUAGGCGCCAUUCCCGAUGUUUGCCAGCCCGAUCAGCCCAGCAACUACACCUGCCCCGGCGGUCGCGUAUUCUUCACGGCUUCGAUUAUCUGGGGUGCAAUUGGACCUGCUCGAAUCUUCUCCGGCAAUGCUCUUUACUCGUCCCUCCAGUGGUUUUGGCUUGUUGGUGCCAUCACCCCUGUCAUCACCUGGUUCCUUGCCCGCAAGUGGCCCAAGAGCAUCUGGCGCUACGUCAACACGCCCCUUCUGUACGGUGGCUCCGGUUGGUUGCCGCCCGCCAGUGUCUACAUCUACCUCUGCUGGGCCACCGUCGGCACAAUCUUCAACUUCUUCAUCAAGCGCAGAUACACUGGCUGGUGGCUUCAGUACAACUACAUCACUUCGGCAGCCUUGGACUGUGGCCUGAUUGUGGCAACGCUGAUCAUCUUCUUCACGCUGUACCUGACAUCUGCCAGGCCGCCUCAAUGGUGGGGCAACGUUCAGGUCUUUGAGACGAUGGACUGGAGAGGCGAUGCCAUCAAAACGCACGUCUCAGGCAGUGAGAAGAUUGGGUCCAGCACCUGGCCUUGA